Ceratina calcarata is the source of this 1956-nucleotide messenger RNA. It is a transcript of the gene Josd, whose product is annotated as Josephin domain containing. The transcript is spliced from 4 exons. The coding region runs from base 440 to 1141 and encodes 233 amino acids. Gene Ontology annotation, biological process: protein deubiquitination. The record is from RefSeq and is a predicted model, not a curated record. Lineage: Eukaryota; Metazoa; Arthropoda; Insecta; Hymenoptera; Apidae. Gene Ontology annotation, molecular function: cysteine-type deubiquitinase activity.
CCGAUCAUGGGACCCGAUAAAGCGUAGUUAGCAGUUACGUAUAUUAUGAAUGAACGUAAAUGCAUCAUAUACCUAACAUCUAUUGAUAUUCGUCGGAAGACGGAAGAAGUAUAAAUUUUGACGUGUAUGAACGCACUCAAACUUGUCUUCAGGUCGCAGUGUUGUGAGAUUGAAUUAUAUGAAGUGACAACUGACAGCAGUCGUUCUCUGUCAAAGUGUGAAUAAACAAUUAUUUGAUCGCUUCGUGUGAGUCCGUCUACCGUGGUGAAUAAAUAAAACGAGCUAUACUCCGUGUUACUGCUACGUGUGUAGUUCAGGUUACAAACCUCGCAGUGAAAUUUAUUCGAUUUCAUAUCUGUGAAAGAUCUCGCGACAGGAGGUUCAACUAACAAUUGUUCAACAAAAUUGUCAAUACGAUACGGAAAAUUAUGUAGAUAGGAUGGUUGCGAGCACGGCAGAAAUGACUGGGCCCAUAUACCAUGAGAGACAAGUGAAAGAGCUCUGUGCGUUGCACGCGUUAAACAAUCUAUUUCAAGAGCGCGGAUUUAAUAAACAGGAAUUAGAUCAAAUUUGUUAUAGCUUGAGUCCAGAUGUGUGGAUCAAUCCACAUAAAUCAUUGUUAGGGCUCGGUAAUUACGAUAUCAAUGUUAUUAUGGCAGCAUUACAACGAAAAGGCCGCGAAGCAGUUUGGUUUGACAAACGCAGAGACCCGAAAUGUCUGUGUUUAGAUAACAUCGAAGGCUUUAUAUUAAAUGUACCAACCGAAUAUAAAUUAGGAUUUGUAUUACUUCCUUUGAAGAGGAGACACUGGAUUGCCCUGAAGAAGAUUCAUGGUGCCUUUUAUAAUCUCGAUUCGAAGCUUGAUUCUCCUCAACUUAUUGGAAAGGAAAACGAUUUACUUGCAUACUUGAAGGAUCAGAUAGACAGUAAAGAGAAAGAAUUGUUCCUUGUCGUAUCCAGAGAAAUAGAUAGUAACCAAGGAUGGUUGAUAAACACGUAUUCGAAUAAUGAAGGGAUAACCAAGGACCACAACAGUAUCACUUACAUUGAAGAUAGUUACGUAGAAACGAACUUGAAAAAGGAAGAGUCCACGGAAAUGAACGAAAACGAGAAAUCAUUAGACAACAAGAAUUCUAGGUAAUUAAGGUUUUUUUUUAAAGCUAUGUAUUCGAUGCUUCAGGCCAAAAUAAAUUUUAAAAUAAGGUGACAAUAUAGUCGGAAGUUUGGGGAAUUGAAAGAGAACGAGAAGGCGAAAGAUUAUAAAUGUUGAGCAUAUGAACUAUCAUCUUGCACAAGAAAAAAUAAUAUAAUUGUAACAUCUAGACGAUGAAUGCAUAAUAUAUGUUGUUGAUCACUGUCUGACUAUAGAUUUUUCACGAAAUCGUUGUUUAACGUUUGCGACAUAACUAGUUUGAACGAAUUUUAUUUCUGUUCGUACCAAGUUAACUAUAUUAUUUUCUCAGUAUUAUUAAGAGUAAUUAUAUGUUAAGAGAUCGUUUUAUAAAAUAUAUUAUUUUCUUAUUAAAUGCGUAUAGCUAAAUUAUUGCUCUGCAGGCGAAUAAAACAAACUACAAAAUAGAAUUACGAUGUGUACAAAAUGCUAUUGCACUGUUUAGAGACUAAACUGAUGUUUCUCCUGGAAGUCUUUGUUGUUUCUUAAUAUUUGUUACUAGUCAUACUAGAUUAUUCGAUUAUCUAGCGUGAGCAGCUAUAAAAGACAAUCUUUUGUACUUUCAACAAAUACAUUGCAAUAUACAUAUAUGCGAUAAAGCGUUAUUGUGGUAUGUGUACGAUCUGUGUAACUUUUUACAUUUGCUGCACAUUUUUAAUAUCACGAUUCAUGAAACUUAGUUGUAAGGCUAUUAUUUUAUAAAGAGAGACAUAAUUUUAUGUUCGUUACACUACAUGUUCCAGUUUUGUCAAAUAGGUAUACGUAAUAAAUUUGUUGUUAAAAUA